This is a messenger RNA of Fragaria vesca subsp. vesca, 1222 nucleotides long. RefSeq lists its product as uncharacterized. Lineage: Eukaryota; Viridiplantae; Streptophyta; Magnoliopsida; Rosales; Rosaceae. The coding region runs from base 107 to 1222 and encodes 371 amino acids. The record is from RefSeq and is a predicted model, not a curated record. The transcript is spliced from 4 exons.
CGUUGUAGUUUUUGAUUUGGAUUCUGUUGGCUUUGCACCUCCACCCCUCUCAGCUCCUCCCCUCCAUCACAACCCGGCCCGGCAACAUCACUCCGGGUCGAUUCCGAUGAGGAUCCGGAAAAGACAGGUCCCCUUGCCGCUCUCGUCUCUCUCUCCCGUGCCUCUAUCAGAUCCCAACCUCCUCAGCCUCAACCACUGCUCUUCCUCACCUCCCCUGGUGCAACCACCACAACAACAACAACCCCAUAUCCACCACGAUCCAAAACCCUCCCAACGACUUCACGAUGUGGGUCCUCUUCCUCCUCAGCCGUCUGAUCAUCCCAAUCGCCGGCUUCUCCCGCAGAUUGGGGCGUCCAGCAACGACUGCUCUGGGAGUGAUUUUUGCUGGGAGCUGAAGAAGAGAAAUUACUGUGCGGAGGCAUUGAAAGGGGAAGACGAAGAUGGAUCAAGAGAUGAGGGAGAGAAGAAGGGAAACGAUACCAGGAAGGGAAGCAUAUUGGGUGCAGAAACUGUAUCUGGGUUUGCUUCAGAAUCGUCAUGUUCUUCUCAUCGAGUUCUUGGGAGAUGGUUUGAGGGAGAGAAAGCGUUCCCAUUCAAGAAGCGAAGAGGGAGCAUCGGGGAGGCGACGAGAGUUGAGAAGGAGAAGAAAUUCACGCAUACUAAGAUGGAGAAGAAAAGUAGUGAUGGGCUGCAGCAAAGUGACGAUAAGAAGCAAGACGAUAGAGUAGUUACGGGAGAAGGUAUCAACCAGAAUGUUGUUAGUGGUACGAGUCCUAAGAAGAGAGCAAGAGGCAAUGCAAUUAUGGAGGGAUCGAGGUGCAGUCGAGUAAACGGAAGAGGAUGGAGGUGUUGCCAACAAACACUCGUCGGGUACUCGCUUUGUGAGCAUCACUUAGGAAAAGGAAGGCUUAGGAGCUUGAACAGCGUCCGAAGUCGGUCUCUGGCGAGUUCUAUUGGCUCCGUCGAGAGCAAGUCCAAGCAAUUAUCAAGACAGUCGUAUUUGGAGCUGCCAAAGGAUGAUGAUUGUAAACCUGAUAUGCUACUUGAUGUCAAUCAUGGCGGUGAACAUCAACGACAGCAAAGUGAACACAGUGAAGAGAAAAUGCCAUUGGUGGUUACGAAGAAGAGAAUGAAACUCGGUACUGUGAAGGCGCGAUCCAUGAGCAGCUUGCUUGGACAAAUGAACAGUGCAACUGCAGUGGAGGAUGAGAAUAACAAGUAG